AUGGCUGCACCGCCCUCCCAUCUCUUCCACUGGCCAGGUGGCAUUCCGCCCGAGAUCCAAGUUGACGGCAACGACAACACCCGCGAACAGGUCGACGAGGAGGCCCAAGCACAGCUGGGCCCGUCCUAUCGAUUUAACCAGUCAAAAUGGAUCAAGCUAUACAUUCUGUCCUGCCGGCUGGACGGUGAAUUGGGGCACUGCCACCGCUACGGGUCUGAUCACGGCGGCAUUGAUCCGAACCCUGCGACGUUUCCCGACCCGUCCACAGUGCAGAUCACCGACGUGCUGCCAAGGGCCAUCCUUGAAUGGCCAAUUUUGAUGCCAUGA
Aspergillus udagawae is the source of this 327-nucleotide messenger RNA. RefSeq lists its product as uncharacterized. Lineage: Eukaryota; Fungi; Ascomycota; Eurotiomycetes; Eurotiales; Aspergillaceae. The coding region runs from base 1 to 327 and encodes 108 amino acids. The record is from RefSeq and is a predicted model, not a curated record. The transcript has 2 exons.